GUCGCCCAGUCGCGUUGUUGCUGCUACUAUCGCCGAGUAUUCGAGACGAUCCCACGUCCCUGCUCCUCCUCCCCUGCCAGCAGCAUCACCACAGCUGAGAGGAGGAGACGGAGGCACCAUGAAGUGGCUCCUGGUCGCAGCGUUCAUCUCCCUCCUGCCUGUGACAUCUGCUGUGAAGCUGCAGCUCUCCCUACCGGAGAGUGUGGAUGUGACGGAGGGGGAGAGCGUGACUCUUCUCUGCUCAUUCUCCCCGUCGUCGACCGUCUUGAGUGACCUCUACAUCACGUGGGUCACGAUGCCCACAGGUGACAAAAUCUACGACUCGCAUCUUGGGAGUCUCUGGCUUGAAAUAGCUGAGUUUGCGGGAGACAAGGAGAAGGGUGACUGCUCUCUCAGGCUCCUCAACGUCUCCAAGAACUUUGGCCCCGUGCUUAAGUGCGAUGUCAUUUGUACCAGCUGUGGGAUGGAUGGCUUCCAGAUGCAACGAGAGGUGAAGCUGAACGUGACGGCUGCAGCUCCACGUUCACACGGCAGCACAAGUGGCACGACUGUCGCUCCUGAAGGGGAGACCUCCACCACACCAGUGGCCGACUGGUGGAUGACGGUGCUGCAGACGAUGUUGGCGAUGGGCGUGACCCUGGGACUUGGGGCAGUCAUCGUCACCUGCAUUCAGCUUCCUCAGCCGUCUGGGAGCUCCCCCCACUCACGCAGGUGCCCCCCUCCCCCUGCCCUCUAGCCCAGGUUCCAGGAUCGCCCAGCUCCUCAGGAAUGACCGUAAAUGCAGGAAGCUCGGCUCAGUUCUCAGAGGUGGCAACUCUGACGCUUAAUUGGCACCACUGAGACCAUGGGGUCGUUUCCCGUGAACUGUAUCCAGGUGUUGCUGGGUGCAGGCACCGUGCGGUUUGUAAACUCGUGUUCUUGUUCCUCAGUGGCGAUGGGCAUGCAGACGUGCAUGGUGGUGUGGAGGAGAAUGGGCAUCUACUGACGAUGGUGAAUGGACACAAGGGGGACAACGGAGACAAAGGCAGGGACGCCGUUUGAAGAAAUCUUCUCUGGGCUCCCCCGUGACCACCCUGGCCGGCACGUGGAGCCGCUCUUACCCACAGUGCAAUGCUGGAGUGCAGUGCUGACUACCUGUGCUUCAUGUUGUCUAAGCCAUAGGCUGGAACAGUUCUGUUGGGCAAGUGACUGAUGUUUCUUGCUUUUUCUAAAGUUUUGAAGAGUGAGCAAGGCAAGCAUGCCACUGUUGUAUAUAUUGUGUUUAAAAAUAAAUUAAUGUUAUUUUAUGAAAUUAUGCAAAUUUAUUAAUGUAUGCAAAUGUGUGCAAUUGUGCUAAUUAGGCUCGAUUAAUAGUUUGUAUUAUGAUCAAUAGGUGUGAGUGUGUAGUUAAGUGUAUUAUGAUUCUUGGCAUGGCUUCGUUGUCUAGGGGUGUAUUAGCAAUCGUGAUAAUACAAUGAUUUGGAAGAUCAAAGAAUCGCCCAACUGCGACUGUGGAGAAGUCCAAACCAUCAAGCACAUCACCGAUGAAUGCUCCAUCCAUGCCCAUCCUGGCGGUAUCGCUGAAAUCUACACCGAGUCAACCACAUCAUUGGACUGGAUGAGGAACCUUUGCAUUAAUUUAUGACGAUCAUUAAGAAAAAAUAAAAACUGGUGCUUUUCACAAUGCCAUACCAAAAAAGUAGAAGAAUACAAUGAUUCUCGCUUUAACUUUUACUGAUUAUGUUUUAGUGUAAUUAUGUCCGGUCUCAGGAUUCAGAUCUCGCCGCAGGAUAUAUUUAAGAUUAUUAUGCAUGAACUUAGGAAGGAACCAAUCAGACUCUUCUGCGUUAAGAAACUUUAAUAUCUAAAAACACUAAUAUGCGAACACAAUUAUGAUCGGAAUUGCCACCAAAGUACUCCUGUAGAUGUCCUACUCAUCGAUCCAUACAAUUAACCCUCAAUGGAUACGUUUGUUAAAAGUGAACAAUAGAACAAUUUGCUAACUUCUCAGAGUAGCGCGACCGUACACAACGAUAGUAAAAGUCCGUAAAAAUGACAGUAUUUAUACGGAACCGUGCUAAAGAAACAUGUGCCCAAUGGCAAAAGUAGACAUCAAUGAAUUCAUUGGUAAGAUUAUGCAUCUUGGUUCUUUCGGUAAAGUCACGUAGAAGGGAAAUAAUAAAAUAAAACAUUAAAUAAUUCUCACGACGUUUCGGCCACAACGCAAGCAGCCGUCCUCAGGUGAAGAACAGGUCUGUCGGAAAGACAGCGUUCGAAUUAAGAAAUGUCCUGAAACAAUAGUGUACAUGCGAGUGUGUAUGUUUGGCAAACAGCUGCGAAUCAAUUGUCUAUCGGGACAUCAAUGAAUUCGCGGGCGAGAUUCUGUGAUCAAAAUAAAUAUCUCCAGACAAUAGCAUUCAUGUGAGUGUGUAGAUUCGUAACAUAGAUGCUUAUAAAUGUUGUGUGUCAUCAAUGAAUUAAUUAGGUAAAGUUACGCGAUGAAAGAAAACAAAUUACUAAAAUACUUCUAAACGACCGUAUUCAUGCAACUCAAGAGACAGAACAAUGCUUUUCACGAUCAGCUAAUAGUUAACACCACCUUGGGAUGGCAACCCUUUUCGCAACACA
Lethenteron reissneri (Far Eastern brook lamprey) is the source of this 2607-nucleotide messenger RNA. RefSeq lists its product as uncharacterized. Lineage: Eukaryota; Metazoa; Chordata; Hyperoartia; Petromyzontiformes; Petromyzontidae. The record is from RefSeq and is a predicted model, not a curated record.